AUGGACGGGCCCAUUGCAUCAGCUGUAGUCCUUCCGGAUGACCCACUACAGCCAGCCUCGCCCCCUGUGAACGGCCACAAAAGACGCCAGGAAUCACUAUCAGAAGACACCGCAAAGCGACCACGACUCGACGAUGAUACUACAACUGGAGACAGACGUGACUCUAUUACCAAGGACUCCAAGGACCCCAAGCCCGCUCCAGUGCGACGCGAGAGGGGACGAGAGCGCAGAUUGUUUGGCGCCGCUUUGGGUGCACUCUCACAGAACACUACUACUACAGCGCAGAAACGUCGUGCCGAGAUCGAGAAGCGUCAACUAGCUCAGCGCAAACAGGACGACCAAGAGAGCGAACAGAGGAAGGCAGAGCGAACAGCCAGGCGCAAAGAGCAACGAUGGAAGGAGCAGAAGCACUUCGAGAAGCAAUCGAUGCGCAUCCGUCAUGAAAAUCUACUCGCCAUGGCGCACUUCCUCCAGACCAAGGCCGAGCCACACCUCUUUUACAAACCCUGGGAGACUAGUCCCGACGAAGAAGACCGUAUACGCGACCAAAUAACCGAAGCCAAAGAGACCAUCAAACGCGAGGUAGAGGAGUUCGAGGCACGACAGCAGCCGGAUAAUCUGCGGAGACGGGAUACUUCCGACGGAAGGAUUGGUGAUGCAGAGGGUUCAGAAACUGGUAAGAACCAUCAUGCAGAUGCACCUCAAGAAACAACCACAGCCAAUGGCGGGACUAAUGGUAGCGCCACUUCCCCCAAGGACCUGGACAUGAAAGAUCAUCAUUUCGAUACCGCUGAUGCCGAUGGGAAAGCCGAGCGCGCCACUGAGGAUAUGCAGACCAGCAGUGUUGCAACUCAUGGAACUGUCGCUGACCCAACCAUCAAGGAAGACGACGAUGAGAACGGAGAGGAUGUCGUCGAAGAAGCCGCCGAGGAUACUGUCAUCUAUUGA
This is a messenger RNA of Alternaria postmessia, 948 nucleotides long. RefSeq lists its product as uncharacterized. NCBI's taxonomy places the organism in Eukaryota, Fungi, Ascomycota, Dothideomycetes, Pleosporales, Pleosporaceae. Bases 1 to 948 code for a protein of 315 amino acids. Gene Ontology annotation, cellular component: catalytic step 2 spliceosome. The transcript is spliced from 3 exons. The record is from RefSeq and is a predicted model, not a curated record.